Molecule: messenger RNA, 1520 nt
Organism: Chlamydomonas reinhardtii
Lineage: Eukaryota; Viridiplantae; Chlorophyta; Chlorophyceae; Chlamydomonadales; Chlamydomonadaceae
Exons: 5
Coding region: 108-857 (249 amino acids)
Source: RefSeq, a predicted model, not a curated record
CCCUGGCACUUGCCUUCAGUUUCUGUCAGGGUACAGCAGGCACGCGAAAGCUUCUAGACACGCCAAGGUCGGCCUCGGCACGAGCCUCGACAGUCGCUAUCGGAGACAUGGAUUUGCAGCGCGCCAGCACCUGUAUGGCGUGCUCCACUAGCCACGCGCAAGCAGCGCGGCCGCGAGCUCAGCUGUUCGCGGCGCGCGCUCGGCCUCGCUGCUUCGUGGUCGCGCAUGCGAAUCCCUACGACAUUUUUGACGCGAUGGAUCGCCAGUUCGUUCAAAUGGACCGGCAAUUCGACGCGAUGCAGCGGCAGAUGGACCGGGAGUUCGAGUCCGCGUUCAGCCGGGCGCGGGACGCGGAGCGGCAGGCGCGGGAGGCGGAGCGGCAAGUCCUGAGUGACCCCGAAGCCUCGCGGCCCUCAUCGUCCUCAUCCUUCCGGCAAGACCUGCUGCGCCCCGCCCCGGACGUGGACAUUACGCGGCAGGAGGAGCGCGGCAGUGGCUACUACCGGUACUACGAGCGCAUUCAAAUCACCAGCGGCGGAGGCCGCGGCCACGGCUCCUCGCCGCCGCCCGCCGCUGCCAGCCUGUCGCCCGCCGCCGCGGGGCCCGGACCCGCCGCGCUGCUGAGCGUGGCGGUUCUUGUUGGCGGUUACGCCGCCCUAACCGCCGCUUUCAACCGAAACUACCAACUAACUAGCUAUGCGGAGCAGAAGCGCUGGCUGCUGCUGGCGCUGUGGCCACUGCUGUUCCUGUUCUCGCCCAAAUUCCGGGAGCAAUUCUCGGCUGCGGUGAAGGGCGAGCGGGUGCGGUGGAACGGCGGGAGUGGGGGCGGCAGUAGGCCGUCGGACGGCGGGCUUUAACCGGAAAAGGGAGUUGAGUCCCAUGAUUGGGGUUGCGGGUGGGGGCGUGCUAGCCGCAUCGCUGGGUUGGCGACAGCACCAGCGGCGGAGCGCGUGUAUGUCCCAUAUGGAGGAGACUGUGUGCACAUGGGGUGUGUGAUGUGUGCCGGCCCGGCACCGUACGUGUAUUUAGGGAGCACACAGGAAAGGGUAGAGGCGAUGUGGACCGUGUACAUACUGUAUGUGGGAGUAAUAGAUCCAAACUAGACGUUAAGACCAAGCAUGCUGGACUGCGCUUGCGGCAGCUGAGGGCGAGGCUGUGCGUGGGGUGAGGCCCGCCACAACCGUCAGGUCGUACGUGGCAGGGUGCAGCACUAUUAUCGACGUGCGUUGCGGAACUAAUGCGUACGUAGACCAGAGCGGAAGGCGGAGUGGGCUUGCAGGCGGCACGAGAGCAGGCAGGCACUACUAAGGAUGUGAAGUCCAGACCCCGCGUCACACGCCUGUGCGACACCGACCGCGCUCUGCACCAAGCCACAUCACGCCACGUGCGCACGCCGCACUGCAUGAGGAGGUGGGACACGGGCCGCAAAAGCGGCACCUUGUUAAUGACGAGUGGUGUGGAAACGAAUGCGUACGUAGACCAGAGCGGAUGGCGGAGUGGUGUACGUCAGGUCUGAUCCA